Phaethon lepturus (White-tailed tropicbird) is the source of this 1152-nucleotide messenger RNA. RefSeq names its product eukaryotic translation initiation factor 3, subunit E (gene EIF3E). Gene Ontology annotation, molecular function: translation initiation factor activity. The record is from RefSeq and is a predicted model, not a curated record. Lineage: Eukaryota; Metazoa; Chordata; Aves; Phaethontiformes; Phaethontidae. The annotation marks the transcript as partial. The transcript has 10 exons. Gene Ontology annotation, biological process: translational initiation. Gene Ontology annotation, cellular component: eukaryotic translation initiation factor 3 complex; nucleus; cytoplasm.
GGAUGGUCGGAUGCUGUUUGACUAUUUAGCUGAGAAGCAUGGUUUUAGGCAGGAGUACCUAGAUACACUCUACAGGUAUGCAAAAUUCCAGUAUGAAUGUGGUAAUUACUCAGGAGCUGCAGAGUAUCUCUACUUCUUUAGGGUUCUGGUUCCAGCAACAGACAGAAAUGCUUUGAGUUCUCUGUGGGGAAAACUGGCAUCUGAAAUUCUGAUGCAGAAUUGGGAUGCUGCCAUGGAAGAUCUCACAAGACUAAAGGAGACAAUAGAUAAUAAUUCUGUCAGCUCUCCGCUGCAGUCUCUUCAGCAAAGAACAUGGCUCAUCCACUGGUCUCUGUUCGUGUUUUUUAAUCAUCCUAAAGGGAGAGACAAUAUCAUUGACCUUUUUCUCUAUCAACCACAGUAUCUCAAUGCAAUUCAGACAAUGUGCCCACAUAUCCUCAGAUAUCUGACCACUGCGGUCAUUACAAAUAAGGAUGUUCGAAAACGUAGGCAAGUGCUGAAAGAUCUAGUAAAGGUUAUUCAGCAGGAGUCCUACACGUACAGGGACCCUAUCACAGAGUUUGUGGAAUGCUUGUACGUUAAUUUUGAUUUCGAUGGUGCACAGAAGAAGCUGAGAGAGUGCGAAACAGUGCUUGUGAAUGAUUUCUUCUUAGUGGCAUGCCUUGAGGAUUUCAUUGAGAAUGCCCGUCUCUUUAUAUUUGAAACUUUUUGUCGCAUCCAUCAAUGUAUCAGCAUUGGUAUGUUGGCAGAUAAACUAAAUAUGACUCCUGAAGAAGCAGAAAGAUGGAUUGUCAAUCUAAUUCGAAAUGCACGAUUAGAUGCCAAAUUGGAUUCAAAGCUGGGCCAUGUAGUCAUGGGCAACAAUGCAGUCUCACCUUAUCAACAGGUGAUUGAAAAGACCAAAAGCCUGUCUUUUCGUAGUCAGAUGUUGGCUAUGAACAUUGAGAAGAAAUUGAAUCAGAGUGGUAGAUCUGAGGCACCUAACUGGGCUACUCAAGACUCUGGCUUCUACUGAAAUACUUCUGCAAGAGUGGGGGGGGAAAAUCAGUUUUUAUUUGACUAAAAAGCACACAAAUAUGUAACUUUUUUGAGAAAAGGUAAUGAAGUAUUCCAUCUAACACUACUGAAUAAAAUUGGCUAACUUUAACAGUC